AUGGAUGAUGAAUUUUCUGACCUCGUCUUCGAUACUUCGGCACCCACAAUGCCCCAGGAUGAACGCAGCCUGCCCACAAGGCCCUUGCUUUUCAGCGACGGCGCACCCAUGUGCAAAUCUCUCUCCAAGGGUGGGUUUCAAUGCCUGCGCCUCACAGUCAAGACAAGGCUGAUCGAGCAGCCGCAGGGAAACACGCAUUACUGGGCUUCCGGAGAAAUGGCCUGGUGGUUCUACGCCGCCAGGGUGGUGCUGGAACACUUGCACGGGGUCCUGACGUCCCCAAGGCCUUUUGCAAAAUCUUACAUCUAUCUCCUGUGUCUGUCCGGCCCGUGGCGGUGUGGUCCUUGGAAGUCUGACGCAACAUGGCUCUCGCGAGUCAUCCACCAUUCCUACGGGUGUGUCGAGGGCUCGUUCCUGCACCCCUAUGCACCGUGGAUCGACAAGCACCUCAUGGACCGCCGCGACUUCCUGCGCUUCGACAUUUUCCUCCUCCAGUGCUGGUCCCAGAUGGAAAUGGACUCGGCGAGGAAGCGGACAGUUGACACAAUCUCAUUUAUCAACGAACAACCCCCAGAGGUCUGUUUCUAUGUAUUGGACAGGUACAUGGAGAGGGUGGCCCCCAGCCCGUAUCGACGAGGGCCCGACGAACCUUCGGCCAGCGACCGGCGUACCGCCUACCCGCGCGCAGACUUGGACGCCUGGUCCGACCUCCAUCCGGAUCUUGACGCUGGCCACCGGGUCAGCUUCACCGAGUAUGCCUGCCAUCUGGCCAAAGAACUAGCACUCGAGCUGAAGGCGGUCCAGGUAUUAGUCAGGUCCUGGCUCCUCCCGCCCGAGCGCGUCUCUUCCCUUUUCCAAAAACGGUGCGUCUUCAUGCAGACGCGACUUGAUUCGUAUAUCGACUGCUUUAUAGCCUUUGCGCAGCGACAAUUGGAGAUCUAGCGGCCUACUGUCCCGUCGUCCGCUUCGUCGGCUCCGGCUCCGGCUCCUCCGCCCAGCCCCGCGACGCCCACUGCUGAGGAGGAUGCCGAGUCGCCGAGCCAUUGGCAGUGAUAUCAGCAAGGGAUGAGUGGUAUGACUGCCGAGCGACCCCGUGGGGGGUUCGGGCGACUGGCAGCGUGCUUAGCUGGUGGUGUACUGCAAUGGCGACAACAUCUCAAAUGAACGAGGGGACACUGAAGAGAGGGCGUG
Diaporthe batatas is the source of this 1191-nucleotide messenger RNA. RefSeq lists its product as uncharacterized. Lineage: Eukaryota; Fungi; Ascomycota; Sordariomycetes; Diaporthales; Diaporthaceae. The transcript has a single exon. Bases 1 to 942 code for a protein of 313 amino acids. The record is from RefSeq and is a predicted model, not a curated record.